UUCUCCAUUGUUUAUUCACAGGGGAAAUCAGUUUCUGGAAUUUUUCAAUGGAGUGGGAGAGAGAAAUUAACAAAGUACGAGAUGAUGCUGAUUAUGUCAAGAGUUUUCUCACUUCCACAUGACCAUAUUACACCCAACCACACUGCUGGAGCACUCAGACCUUAUGAUCCUGAGAUGGAUGUGUCCCGCCUCAUUGAGUUAGGGAUAUCUCACCACUCCAAGUUUGAGGAUGGAAUAAAGGAAUGUUUAUCUCCCUGGUUGUAAGGCACAGGUUGGUGUUUGAUGGUGAUGAAAGCAAGUAUGAGUUGUGGGAAGUGAAGUUCUUAGGCCAUUUAAGACUUCAAAAACUUCUCGAUGUCAUUAAUCAAGAUGGAGACGGUGCAGCCAUGACGGAGAAGCACGCUCAAGUGUUUGCAGAACUAGUGCAGUACCUCCACGAUCGAAGUCUUUCCCUUAUCAUCCGAGAUGCCAAAGAUGACGGUAGGAAGUCAUUAAAGAUUCUCCGUGAACAUUAUCUAGGUAGCAGCAAGCCAAGAAUUAUUGCCUUGUAUACAGAACUGACAUCACUCAAGAAAUCCACUGAAGAGGCCAUUACUGACUACGUGACACGGGCUGAAACGGCAGCAGCUUUAUUGAAGCUAGCAGGUGAAACCAGCAGUGACAGUUUACUUGUAGCAAUGUUAUUAAAAGGAUUACCUUUAGAAUAUAAGACAUUUUCUACUGUUGUGACGCAGAAAGAAACAGCUGUUAGUUUCUCUGAAUUUAAAGUAGCAUUAAGAAGUUUUGAAGAAACUGAAAAGUGUCAACAACAACAAGGUGAGGAUGCAGAUUAUGUGAUGAAUACAAAAUUAAAAAAUAUGAAUAUUAAAUGCUUUUCCUGUGGAAAAUUAGGACACAGAAAAUUUGAGCGCAGAAGUAAAGACAAAUAUAAUCCCAAUGAAGCAAAAUCUAGUAGGUGGUGUGACAACUGCAAAUCCCCUACUCAUGAUACAAAUUAUUGCCGCAGAAAUAAUUCAGUAAAGUCUGUAAUUAACAGUGAAGAAGAUAACCAUUCACUUGCAUUUAGAGCUAGUGUUAGUUCUGUUUAUAAUAAUGUAAGUAGUGAUGUAAAUGCACAAUGCCUGUUAGUAGACUGUGGAGCAACAUCACAUAUCAUAAGUGAUAAAUCCCAGUUUGUAAAAUUUGAUCAGAAUUUUGAUUCUUCUAACCAUUGUAUAGAAUUGGCAGAUGGUAGGCAAAAUGGUAUUGUAUCAGGUAGAGGUGAUGUGAGAGUUGAAAUUAUUGAUGUUAAUGGUAAUAGUCAUAAAGUUCUACUCAAAAAUGCUCUGUGUGUUCCUUCCUAUAAACAGAAUAUAUUUUCUGUUUUAGCGGCCACACAGAAAGGUGCAUCAGUAAACUUUACCCCAAAUUCUGCAGAAUUGAAGGCCUCAGAUGGUACAGUGUUUGAUAUCAAUAAACAUGGUAAACUGUAUUAUCUGAAUAAUGUGAACUCACAGAAAAGCAGCAGUCAUACAAUUGAGGAAUGGCAUAAAAUUUUAGGUCAUUGUAAUGUGAAAGAUAUACUUAAAUUAGAAAAUGUUGUUGAUGGUAUGAACAUUACAGAUAAGAAUAAUUUUGACUGUAAUGUAUGCAUUUCAGGUAAUAUGUCUCAGCAUAGAAGUAGAGAACCUGAUCAGCGAGCUACAACCAAUUUAGAACUUGUACACUGUGAUUUAGCAGGUCCUGUAGACCCUACUGCAAGAGAAGGUUUUAAGUACUGUAUACCAUUUCCUUUGUAGAUGACUUCUCUGGUAUGAUAAUGAUUUAUUUUUUCAGAUCUAAGAGUGAUACUUUGGCAGCUACAGAAAAAUUCUUGGCGGAUUCUGCUCCAUAUGGAUCUGUCAAACGACUAAGGUCUGACAAUGGUGGUGAAUUCACUUCCACUGAAUUUAAAACUCUAAUGAUUGAAAAUCACAUAAAGCAUGAAUUUUCUGCUCAAUAUUCACCACAUCAAAAUGGUACAGCGGAGCGAGCUUGGUCGUCUAUUUUUGAUAUGGCCAGAUGCUUAUUGUUGGAAGCAAAGGUACCUAAGACUCUAUGGACUUAUGCUGCGAAAGCUUCAGGAUACAUUCGUAACAGAUACUACAACCCGAGGAUUGGAAAACUCCCUAUGAAAUGUUCACUGGAAAAAGGCCAAAUAUGAGUCACAUGCAUGUACAGUCAUGCGCCGGUUAACGUCCGACAGAACAAUGUCCAAUCGCAUAUAUGUCCGUGCCCCCCCCCCCAAAAAAAAAUAUGAGACGCCUGCUGGACCACCACUCCACGACCCCCUGAUGGAGACAUGAUGAUCCUCCCCGUACUGGUCAGAUAUUAUGUGUUAAAGGAAUAUGCUUCCUUACUUAGGCUUUUUUUAAGCAUUUGCCUACAGGCAAAAUGCUAACCUAUAUCUAUUGAGGAUAAUAUCUUUCACCUACAAAUUGACAAUAACACAUUUGCUGUAAUCAGACAUAUCUAGUUGCCUCAACAAUUGCAACCCCAGUUGCAAUUGGGGU
Homarus americanus (American lobster) is the source of this 2531-nucleotide messenger RNA. RefSeq lists its product as uncharacterized. Lineage: Eukaryota; Metazoa; Arthropoda; Malacostraca; Decapoda; Nephropidae. The transcript has 2 exons. The record is from RefSeq and is a predicted model, not a curated record. The coding region runs from base 243 to 1778 and encodes 511 amino acids.